GGAGUGUGUAACGAUGGGCGUUAAGAACUAUAGUAGCCCUCGGUAAGUGUUACUAAGUAGAGGUAACACCUAUCCAAUGGAAGCUACUAGAAGCCCAAUCCGUCAAGAAAAGUCUAGACCCGUCAUGUAAGUAACUCAGUCGCCUCGGUUACCAUAAAAGCCGAAGAAAACACUCCGCCGCGCUCACAUAGAGAAAGAAAAUGGACGCAUCAAAACUCAAUCAAUUGAAGCAUUUCAUCGAACAGUGCAAGUCCAACCCUUCCCUCCUCGCCGAUCCUUCACUUUCUUUCUUCCGCGACUACCUCGAAAGUCUCGGCGCUAAGCUUCCCGAAUCUGCACACUCUAAAUCGAGGGACGUGGAGAGCGAUGACGACAUAGAGGAUGUUGCGGAGGAACAAGAGAAGGUGGAAGAAGUAGAGGAAGAUGAAAUAAUUGAAUCCGAUGUUGAGCUCGAGGGUGAAACAUGCGAGCCUGAUGAUGAUCCUCCACAGAAGAUGGGAGACCCCUCUGUCGAGGUCACUGAAGAGAGUCGAGACGCUUCGCAGAUGGCAAAAGUUAAAGCCAUGGAAGCUAUUUCUGAAGGUAAGCUGGAGGAGGCAACUGAGAGCUUAACGGAAGCAAUUUUACUCAAUCCUACCUCUGCCAUAAUGUAUGCAACUAGAGCCACUGUUUACAUCAAAAUGAAGAAACCCAAUGCUGCUAUCCGUGAUGCGAAUGCUGCUUUGGAGAUUAAUCCCGAUUCUGCUAAAGGAUACAAGUCACGUGGCAUUGCACGAGCAAUGCUUGGUCAAUGGGAAGAAGCUGCAAAGGAUCUUCAUGUGGCUUCAAAGUUGGACUACGAUGAGGAAAUAAAUGCUGUACUUAAAAAGGUGGAGCCAAAUGCUCACAAGAUUGAGGAACACCGUCGGAAAUAUGAAAGGCUGCAUAAAGAAAGAGAGGAGAAAAGAAAGGAGCGUGAGAGGCAACGCCGUCGUGCUGAAGCUCAGGCUGCAUAUGAGAAAGCUAAGAAGCAAGAGCAAUCAUCUUCCAGUAGAAAUCCUGGAGGCAUGCCUGGUGGGUUUCCUGGGGGCAUGCCAGGAGGCUUCCCAGGUGCUGGGGGCAUGCCAGGAGGUUUCCCAGGUGCAGGGGGCAUGCCAGGAGGUUUCCCAGGUGCAGGGGGCAUGCCUGGAGGAUUCCCAGGUGCAGGGGGCAUGCCUGGAGGCUUCCCAGGUGCAGGCGGCAUGCCUGGAGGGGUGCCAGGAAAUGUUGAUUUUAGCAAGAUCUUGAAUGAUCCUGAUCUGAUGACGGCAUUUAGUGAUCCAGAGGUUAUGGCUGCUCUUCAAGACGUUAUGAAGAACCCUGCUAAUUUGGCCAAGCAUCAAGCAAAUCCUAAGGUGGCUCCUGUAAUCGCGAAAAUGAUGAGCAAAUUUGGAGGUCCCAAGUGAACACUGAGAUCUCAACAUUCCAGGCCUCAGCCAUCGGAAAUUUUAAGUUUAUUGAUAUUGCAUUUUUCAUUUUAACAAAUUAUCAAACUUUUUACAGUUUGUACGGCCUGUUUCGUAGGUGCUUAGUUCCUGUUGGUAGCCAUGUUUACUUGUCAACAAUGUAAUAUUUAUUUUCCUGAGUGAAUUUGAUUGUUUAAAGUUGAUAUUUUUGUAUUUCAGGAAAAUAAAAGUUUCUUUGCUUCGUUUA
Molecule: messenger RNA, 1671 nt
Organism: Vigna unguiculata (cowpea)
Lineage: Eukaryota; Viridiplantae; Streptophyta; Magnoliopsida; Fabales; Fabaceae
Gene: HIP1
Product: HSP70-interacting protein 1
Cellular component (GO): histone deacetylase complex
Molecular function (GO): Hsp70 protein binding; protein dimerization activity
Source: RefSeq, a predicted model, not a curated record